AUGGGUGGCUAUACACACAGUACCCAGGACAAAGCUCUCCACUCGGAAAGGGAGCCCAAUCGUUCUGCAGCCCCAACAUCCACCUUAGCACCUAGGAAAAUGCCCAAAAGCAUAUCAAUAUCCAAACUGGCUUCAAUAAAAGCUCUGAAGAAGGGCUCAGAUCUGGAAAGAGCCAUUGCUGCUGCUGCUCUGAUUUUUAGAAACUCAUCGGACUCGGAUGGCAAACUUGGAAAAGCUACUGCCAAAAGUCUGCUACAAACCCAACUUAGUAAUUUCACAGAGGAACAAGAAACCAAGCCAAAAUACAAAGAGAUCCUUUCUGAACUUAAUGAGAACACAGAAAAUAAGCUCGAUUUUGAGGACUUCAUGAUCUUGCUCUUAAGCAUCACUGUCAUGUCAGAUCUGCUACAAAAUAUAUGGAGCAUAAAAAUUACAAAAUAG
Carlito syrichta (Philippine tarsier) is the source of this 441-nucleotide messenger RNA. RefSeq names its product sentan, cilia apical structure protein (gene SNTN). Lineage: Eukaryota; Metazoa; Chordata; Mammalia; Primates; Tarsiidae. Gene Ontology annotation, molecular function: transition metal ion binding; protein binding. Bases 1 to 441 code for a protein of 146 amino acids. The transcript is spliced from 4 exons. The record is from RefSeq and is a predicted model, not a curated record.